Thlaspi arvense is the source of this 711-nucleotide messenger RNA. Lineage: Eukaryota; Viridiplantae; Streptophyta; Magnoliopsida; Brassicales; Brassicaceae. The record is from the annotation of a GenBank genome assembly.
AUGGAGGCGCAAGGGAACGACAAGGCUCCGGCUCCGGCUCCGGCUCCAGGAUCAGGUUCGGGUUUGGGUCCGGGUCAGUGUAUGAGCAAGUACGUGGACCCAUCGAGUGAAGAGAGUCACAGAUACUAUCUUGCGCGGCGGAAUGCCUUGGUGAUGCUCCGAGACAGAGGCUACGAAGUUUCCGCCGAAGAUAUCAAUCUCUCCCUCCAGGAUUUUCGAACUGUUUACGGCGAACAUCCCGAAGUUGACCGUCUCCGUAUCUCCGCUCAGCUUCGCUCCGAUUCUUCCAAAAAGGUCAAGGUUGUCUUUUUUGGUACUGGUACGGUUAAAGUCAACGGGAUCCGCAGUGUUGCAGCAGAGGUACUUAGCCAAGAAACGAUAACCGGGCUGAUAUUGGUUCUGCAAAGCCAUGUAACCAAUCAAGCCUUGAAAGCCAUCGAACUGUUUUCUUUCAAGGUCGAGAUAUUUCAGAUAACCGAUUUGCUAGUCAACGUAACCGACCAUGUACUGAAACCGCGACAUCGGAUUCUGAAUGAUGAAGAGAAGGCAGCACUUCUCAAGAAGUUCAGUAUCGAGGAAAAACAACUUCCUCGGAUUUCAAAGAAAGACGCGGUUGUGCGGUACUAUGGAUUAGAGAAAGGGCAAGUUGUGAAAGUGAGUUACAGAGGGGAACUCACGGAGUCGCAUGUUGCUUACCGAUGUGUGUGGUGA